This is a messenger RNA of Acanthoscelides obtectus, 3228 nucleotides long. Lineage: Eukaryota; Metazoa; Arthropoda; Insecta; Coleoptera; Chrysomelidae. The record is from the annotation of a GenBank genome assembly.
UGUAAAACGUCUUUAAAUUCUGACUAAAAGACUUUCAAAAUUCGUAUUUUUUUAAUUAUUAUAAGCAACUAAAAUGUCCCGUAUUGAUAGAUGCAUUGAUGUUGUGUUUUGAUAAUUGUUUUUGACUUCAGUUGUACGUGCUCGACCGGUGUUGAAAUGCAUUCAAAUGUUUGAUCUCCAUUGCAACAAAAAAUUGUUCUUAAAAAUAGUUUUUAAAUAAUCAGUGUCCCUUUUGAAGCAAAGCUGAUUUGAUAGAAGAAUAUUUAACUAACCAUCAAAGUAGUUUUUAAAAAUGAACAGUCUCGAGGCGAUUGUGAUUAAUGUUUACAAAUUAACAGAGAAGGGUAAAGUUGUUUUUGCUAUAAAGCACGAAUUUCAUCCAGUCACAAAGGAAAUAAUCUCUAGAAGGUAUUUCACCACAGAAAACCUAACUUUCGAGCUUUUCGACGACGACAAAUUGAAUUUAAACUGCUAUCGAUUCCCCCUGGGAGAUAAUCUGGUGAAAUUCAUAAAACUGGAAGAGUCGCUGGAUGUGCCAGUGGUAAAAUGCAUGUUUAAUAUUUCAAUGGAGAUAAUAUGCCAAAACUGUGAGAGAGUUUUUUCGACGAAGUAUCAGUACCAACGGCAUCAGUGUGAAUUUAAUGCAGAGAAGGUGAUUUUAAAACCAGACACUGACCUAAAGGAAACUGAACAAACUGUCCGAGAAAAAUACAUCUGCGACGUUUGCAACAGGCAAUUCGCGAGUAGAAGCAACCUAGAACGACACCAUGUCAGCCACGAAAAUGUCGAAAAUAAUGUUUGCGAACACUGCAAGAAACAGUUCGUCAGCGAAAACCGUUUGAAAACGCACAAAGAAAACCAUUGCAAAAAAGCCGGAGACCUGUCAAAGUUCUAUCGUAGCGACGUUGUAAUUUGGAAAUGCAAAACAUGUCACGAGGUAUUUUCGUCUGAAGUCACAGCUAAGUACCACGUUUCCAUUUGUACCGAAAUGGUGGAAAUUAGUAGUGAAAAUAAUGAUGGAAGUAGCAACAAGGAAAAUGAACCGCCGGCUCAGAAGGAAAAGUGUGGGGCAAAUGUUGAAAAAAUGCUCACUGAGAUACUGUUGCAGUGUGAAUUCUGUAACAGGACUUACGCGGAUAAAACUUUGCUGCUGAUGCAUCAGAGGAAGCAUACCACUGCGAAGAAUUAUGAGUGUGUUAACUGCUCACAGAUUUUUGAAUCGUAUGCAACGGCAGCGCAGCACUGGAUGAAAAAAUGUUCAGAAUACGUCAGUUUGUUCUACCUUCCAAAACUGACUUACUGCGAAUACUGUGAUAGAACGUUCAAAUCCCAUGAACUGCUAUAUACGCAUAAGAUCAAGAAAAAACAUUACACCUCCAAAUUGCAUAAUCCUACAAGCAGUGAAGAAGUUGAGGAAGUUGUGGCUAAAAAGGAGAAGUUCAACGAAAAUAAAGAGGUACUGAAUAAGUUAAUUGAAGACGUACUAAAAACCUUGAAUGUGCCAAUCAACACGAUCGGCAACACGAUAUCCUCAAUAGCCCACGAAGACAUCAAAAACGAACCUUUGGAUUUGUCUAACAAAGAAAACGAAAUCAAAGUAGGUGAAAAGAAAAAGAGAGGUAGAAAGCGAAAGUGGCCAAAGGAGGAUGUUAAGAUGAAGAUUUUUAGCGGAGAAGUAGACGAAGGGUUCAAAUACCAGUGCGAGAGAUGCAUCAAGGUGUUCGGUAAUAUCGCUGAUUUGGAGAGUCACAGAGACAAGCAACAUGCUGCUAGCUUCACUUGCGAUGAAUGUGGACAGGUUCUCCAUAGUGCCAAGGCACUGCUUAUCCACAGUAGAGCUCACAAAAGCUUAAAACCAUAUGUAUGCGAGACUUGUGGUCGAAGCUACUCCCAAACUUCGCAUUUGUGGCAGCAUAUGCGUUUCCAUCAAGGAAUCAAGCCCUUUGCUUGCCCUCAUGAGUGCUGCGAGGCCAGAUACACGAUCCGUCCUGAUCUGAAAGACCACAUUCGCAAGGUGCACACCAGAGAGCGUCCUUUCAAGUGCAACGUCUGUGAUAAGUGCUUCCUUACAGGAUCUGUCUACUACCAACACCGAUUGAUCCACACCAAUGACAGAAGAUACGCAUGUGAUGUAAUGACUGCUUGAAAAAGACACUUAAACAUAAAAGAGCCCAUAAUCUAUGCUGAUCGAAAAAAUUAAGAGGUCAAACACACAAUGUAAAUGUUUAAUGAUUCUUUGAAGUGCUGCAUGUCAGUAGAAAAUCGUCGUACUGAGGUUAUAAAGGAAGCAAUUUAAAGCUUCAAAAGGCUGUUUUUUAUCUUUUCCCAAGUAGCUCAGGGCAUUGGCUAAACAUUGAUUUUAUAUUGAAAUAAAUUUUAAUAUAUUGGCACUAGCAUUCCAAACAAACACCAAUUUCUGGCCUAUAUUGGCUAAACUUUGAAAAAUACAUUAGGUUUUCUGUUUUCUUGUACAAUAAAGAGAAAUUUAAAUAUAUAUGUGAUUUGGUUCUGCCAGACAAUGGAGUCCUGCAAUAUUUUUUUAAUUGGUUGUACGUCUUGCAAGCAACAUUGGAUUUCAAUAUUGAGUCAAUAAAGAAUAGAUGUUUAGUAAUGUAAAUAAUCGUUGAAGCAAUAUUUCCAUAUUUGAUUGGGAUAAUAAGACCAAUGUAUCCAAAUGUCCAUAUUUUUUCUUGCACCAAUAUUGGAAAAUUAGUUAGGAUCAAUGAGUCGGUAGUAUUGUUUCUAUAUUGGGACAAUAUCCGUGUGCUACUUGAGUUGGCCAAAGAAUUUUCAAAGCUGCAGGUUCUAGACAAUUCUGGGGAAAAGUGUGAAAUCUUUUUUAUCUUUAAUCAGGUCGAUUGACUUGGAAAAAUGUGUUAUCACUAAACCAUUAUAUGGACUCAAUAGCCUGUUUAUUUAUCUUCGAUUUGUUUUUUCAAAACCUCGAUACGACCAUUUCUUGCUAAGAUAUCGGAUUUUUAAUGAAAAGGAAUUAUCGGUAUCUCAAGAACCAAUCCUCGUACAGAAAAUCAAAGGAGAUUUCUAAAGCUGGAAUGAUCAUUUAUGGAAAAAUAUUUUUUUCAUCCUUUAUAUGGGCUGGAAUGGAAAAAAUGGGUAAUUUAUGUUUUUUGAUUAAAUUGCAGGUAUUAAUAAAAUUACAAAAUGAUGAAUGUGACUUUUACAGCUCCAUUAUCCACAAUAUAUAAAAUAUAUAUACAGGGUGACUUU